Messenger RNA from Cyphellophora europaea CBS 101466, 486 nucleotides. RefSeq lists its product as uncharacterized. The record is from RefSeq and is a predicted model, not a curated record. The coding region runs from base 1 to 486 and encodes 161 amino acids. NCBI's taxonomy places the organism in Eukaryota, Fungi, Ascomycota, Eurotiomycetes, Chaetothyriales, Cyphellophoraceae. The transcript has a single exon.
AUGGCAUCGCCGUACCAGAACAGUCUCUUCCUUAACAUCCCUGUGGCGGACCUCACAAGGUCCAUUGCCUUUUACACCGCCAUCGGCUUCGUGAAGAACGAAACUUUCUCCUCGCCAGAGGCAGGCACGAUGUCUCUGCCGCCCACGCCGUCGACGACCGGGCCGGCUGCACACGGGGGCACCAUCAAGAUCAUGCUGCUCACCUAUGACUUCUACUCCAGCUUCCUGCCUCCAGGCGUGCAGAUGGGCGAUCCCCAGAAGGCGGCGCAGUGUAUCAUGUGCCUCACCAGAGAGAGCAAGGAGGCGGUGGACGAGAUCGCCGAGACGGCGGCUGCGUCUGGUGGAAGCAAAGAUGUGAGGGAGAAAACCGCCAUGGAGAAGGAAAUGGAGAAAUCGGGCAUGUACGGCCGCGUCCUCAGGGAUCCGGAUGGCCAUAUCAUCGAGACGGUGUGGAUGCCGGCGGAGAACUACGUUGGAAAGGAGUAG